GUUGGGUAGUGCCGUGCACGCGAGUGUUGUGUGAGUUUGGUAGCCGGGGAUUGACACUGUACAAGGAACAUUUCGGCCUCAAAUAAAUAACCAAUAACAAUUGCUGUCUCGAGUGUCGCGCAGUUUUAAUCACAAUAAGAUUGAUCGUAGAUGCUAUGCGAUGUGUGAUUAAUGCCAAUUCCAAUAAGAGGUUGCAGUAGGCCACAUGAAAAUUAAUUUCCAAAGUUGAACGUGGGUCAAAUGUUGAAAAAUGCGCCUAAUCUAUGAUAGUAAUAGAUGGCAGAGGUUCAUUCAACAAUAACCGUUCAAUAGCACUAAAUUGUUCCGUACUUUCAUGGAUUUUGGUUGAUCCACGGAUAUAAAUCAAUGAACGAAUUCAUAUGGAAAGUAAAUUGGACGCAAAUCAAGCAUUUUAUUUUCGUGAAACAGUUAUAGUGAUGUUACAGGGGCUAAUUAUUUGUCUGUAAUUAAAAAAAAUUGAUAAUUCUUUCAAUUACUAAUCGGGACGUGAAGUGAAAGAAGUGAAAAGUACACAUUGUGGAUCUUAUGAUUGAUCUGAAGAGGAGGAGAACGAUUUGCAUUGAUAGAGAGAAAGAAAGAAUAUUCAUUUUUGGGAGACAAGUGAUCACGUGCAAUGCCGAGAUGCUGCAAUGAUAAUAAAGCAGUGAGUCCAGUGAGCAGCAAUAAAAAACACACGGAAGAUAUUGUGCUCACACCCAGUCGUUUUCCCAUUGGUAAUCCCCUGGAAUUUGUUACCAAUAAUCGUCCGGUGGCGGAAAAAUCACACAGGAGAUUACGCUGUGAUCUGAGUCCAGUUCCAACAAAUUCAAACGGAAGUCUCAGCAUUAAGUUCCUUGGUUUGAAGGCUGAUAAAGGUCACCGCCAAGAUCAUCAGGUGAGCUCAGGUGGUGGAAGUAACAGAGGAAGAGAAAAGGAGGCAAAGAAACGUGCAGCUAUAGGCAACGCAGUGCGAGGACUCUUUCCCUCUGGCCACACCAGACAGGACAGGUAUGAAACAACGAAACAGCGUACGUCAGGGGGAACGGGGGGUGUUGGCCUUUCCGGUUUAUGUCCAAAACUUUUGGCCAGUGGUAAUGUCAACAACGAUGCCGAUUCCCAGACCGGCAUUACCCUGGGAGUGGGCCACGUAGUCAAUGAUGAGCCCACAAACAGUUGCAGUGUUGUCACCACCCAGCGUAAUCAUCGUCGCCAACGCAAACUAGGCAUAAUAAAUCCUUCAGGGAGUGGUGGAAGUAGUGAUCGUAGGAAUUCAAACACUAAUCGUAAUUCAAAUAAAAAACAAUUACGAAGAGAGACUGCAGAAUCCACUGUAAUUACAAACGGAUUAACUUCAUCAAAGAAACUUUCUCAAGUGAUAAGCCAAGAUCAGACAAGUGAUACGGGGUGUAGCGAUGUCGAGGAGGUUUCAUCAGCUAGUGAAGCAAUGUCCAGAAUACCCAGCUUCAGUUCGACUCCUUCCACCCCUGUUGGUCCAGUAAAAUCUAGAAAAAUAAGUAAUGAAGAUGAGACUGCUGAUAGAGUACCGCCCACGGACUCUGAAACAUCGUUAACUGACGAUAAUCUCCCAAGGAAAUCAAAUUCCUCGCAGGAAAGACACUCAGACGCUUCUGAAAGCUCGAAAACUUCGACUCCAGUGCGUAAAAUCUCUUUCAAAACGCGCGAUGGCGAGAGUAAGCGCCCCAAAACCCCUUCAAGUCACUCACGAUCCAUUGACAUGGACAAAUCGUCAUCCUCCACUACAAAAUCAGAAGCAAAAAUUAAGAAUGAAACUAAAGAAAGACGAAAAACCUCCGUAGACACAACGUCACAGAUUCCGAAACGAAAGAUUUCAAGUGAUGUAACAGAAGUUGACUCGAGUAAGAGAUCUUUAUCGUCAACUUCGAGAGACGAAGACCAACAUAAUGAUGGAAUCGAAAAAUUCAAGUUACCAACAAUGAAAAACAUGAGAUUCAUGAUGGCCGAUGUAACAGCUGAUUCUAUGAUGACCGAAAAAGAUCAAGAAACGAGAGAUGUUUCUUCCUCUGACGUUUCGUCGAUUGAAGUCGAAGAAACAGUGACAAUAUAUGAGGAUGACAAUGGUACGAGUAUAAGUGAUAUUGUAGCAGCUCAAGCACUUCGAGAAUCUUUGAGUAAACUUGGUAAAGUACCUUCACUCGACGCAGAGCCAGAAUUAGAAACUGUACUCUCGGAAGAAUCGAAAAAAAAAAUCGAUUCAAAUGAUCAGAAGGAUGCAUCUGGCCAAGAAGAGACAAUCGAGGGAUUUAUAGGGCCAUUAUUAGACGAGAAUUUUAAGGCUGAUGCUACUAAAUUGACUCAAGAAAAGAUGACGAUGGAGGAUGUGCGAAAUUUAAUGAUGAAAGUCAAAGUUCAGACUGUUGAAGACGAUGGUGAUGACGAGAAAGCUAUUGGCAUCUCCCCUGACGAGAGAUUCUUGAAAUUCGAAGAGGAAAUUGGUCGAGGAAGUUUCAAAACUGUCUAUCGAGGUUUAGAUACACAGACUGGGGUGGCAGUAGCCUGGUGCGAGCUUCAAGAGAAAAAAUUGAAUAAAACUGAACGACUGAGGUUUCGGGAAGAGGCAGAAAUGUUGAAGGGCUUGCAACAUCCCAACAUCGUACGCUUUUAUGACUAUUGGGAGGUUACUUUAACUCGGAGAAAGUACAUUGUCCUCGUAACCGAGUUAAUGACGUCUGGAACACUGAAGACGUACCUCAGGCGGUUCAAGAAAUUGAGUCCUAAAGUUGUCAAGUCUUGGUGCAGGCAAAUAUUAAAGGGUCUAGCAUUUUUGCACUCCAGAUCGCCACCAAUAAUCCAUCGAGAUCUCAAGUGUGACAAUAUCUUUAUUACAGGACCAACUGGUCAUGUUAAAAUUGGUGAUUUAGGUUUGGCAACAUUGAAAAACCGAAGUUUUGCUAAAAGUGUGAUUGGAACACCAGAGUUCAUGGCGCCCGAGAUGUAUGAGGAGCACUACGAUGAAUCAGUUGAUGUUUAUGCAUUCGGCAUGUGCAUGCUCGAGAUGGCGACGAGUGAAUAUCCUUACUCCGAAUGUACUGGACCAGCUCAAAUCUACAAACGAGUUGUCUCCGGUGUGAAACCUUUAUCUUACGACAAAGUGGAGAAUCCCGAGGUUCGUGAAAUAAUUGAGAUGUGCAUAAGGUUAAAAAAAGAAGAAAGACCACUGGUUAAGGAUUUAUUAAACCACGAAUUCUUCGCUGAAGACGUGGGACUGAAACUAGAAAUGGUAUCGCGCGAUACUGCAGUUGCUGAUACUGAAUUAUCGCGUGUUGAAUUUAGAUUGCGUGUUUUGGAUCCAAAGAAACGUAGUAAUAAGCAUAAAGAGAAUGAAGCUAUUCAAUUUGAGUUUGAUAUUCAGUCUGAUAAUGCUGAAGAGGUUGCACUGGAAAUGGCUAAGUCGAGUUUGAUACUUGAAGAAGAUGCUAAAGCAGUGACGAAAAUGUUGAAAUCACAAAUAGCUGGUUUACUUCGGGAUCGGGAAGAGAGAAAGACCAAGGAAGAAAGAGAACGGCUUGAUCGAGAGCGAGAGGCUGUUGCGGAGAAUUCGUCUAAUUUAUUGCAGCAGGUGCAGAUUCAACCCCAACAGCAGCUACAGCAGCAAAAUCAACCACAGCAGCAACAACAGCAACAGACGUCGCAAUCACAAUUACAGUCACAAUUGCAACCACAGCUGCAAGUACAGCAACAAUCACAGCAACAACAGCAGUUGAAUAUGCAGAUGCAAGGACAUAUUCAGAUGCAAACUUCUCAGAUCCCCUCUCAAAUGCAAGCCCAGAUGUCCCAACAAUCACCUCAAAUUCCUCCAAACAGCCAACAGAAUAUGCAACAGAAUAUGCAACCGAAUAUGCAGCCACAACAAGUACAGAUGGUUCAACAGCAAGCGAUGAUGACUCAACAAACAACGGCCGUUGUGCAACCCCAACAAGCUCAGCAACUGGCUCAAGUCGCUCAGGUAACUCAGCCCCAAGUCUAUCAGCAAAUUCAGUACCCACCGCAGAGCCAGCAGCAGCCUCAAUAUACUCAGCAGAUGGCUCAGGGAAUGAGUGCUAAUUCUUCGCAAUGUUCAACACCACAAACCAUUCAAGGGCCUCCUCAGUUCCCCCAGAUGAUUCAAACUGGCGUUCAACAACAAGCGCAUGUUCAGCAACAGCCGCUCAUUAAUCAGGCUCAGGGGCAAUUGCAGCAGUCCCAGCAGUAUAUGCAAAUCAAUCAGAUGGCUGUGCAACAGCAGGGACAAAUCCAGCCUCAGAUGCAACUCAAUCAGCCACAGCCACAAGUUCAGCAGGUCCUUCAACAAGGUCAACCCCACAUGCAGUACGCACAGGGACAGAUGCAACAACAACAAAUAUCGCAUCAAAUGAUCCCGAACCAAAUGGGGUCCGCACCAAUGCAGGUCCAACCGCAGUAUUAUCAGCAUGGGGCCACGAUCUACCAACAGAACAUCCAACAACAAGUAUACCAUUAUCCUAAUAAUUCUAAUGCUCCAACUCACUGUAAUUCCAAUCAGCCAACGUCGCAGACGUAUGUACAGGUAUCAAAUACCCCUGUGCACGUAACCGCAUCCCAAGGAUUUGUUCAAACGAGUCAACCUCAAUCCCUCGGGACUACCAGUGUGCAGAAUAUACAAACGACUGUGCAAAUGCCAAAUAAUGUGCAGAAUCAGAAUGUGAUUUCUAGUGGGCAGGCACAAGUGAUGAUGCAAAUGCAGUAUACCCAGACGAAUCAGAUUCAGGCUACUGGGAAUAAUGUUAUUUCUACCCAACAAAGUAUUCAACCGCAAUCGACUCAGAUGCAGCCACAAAUGCAGGCUCAGGUACAGCCACAGGCGCAAGUGCAAAUUCCAGUUCAGCCCCAGACUCAAGUCCAAAUUCCAGUUCAGCCACAGACUCAAGUCCAAAUUCCAGUUCAGCCCCAGACUCAGGUUCAAGUUCCAAUUCAGCCACAGAAUCAGGUUCCAGUUUCAAUUCAGCCACAGAAUCAGGUUCCAGUUUCAAUUCAGCCACAGAUUCUGCCUCAAAUGCAAUCUCAAAUUCAGCCUCAGGAAGUCAUCAGCAUGACUCCUCAAAAUUCGUUGAUCAAACAAGAUACAAUGGAGUCUGUCACUUCUCUUACAUCUGAUGGACCUCAAGGUCUGGUACAAGAGCAAUCAGGUACUUCUGCAUCAUUUGAUAAUCAACAUGAAAGCUCGGAUAACGUGGCUGCACCCGAGAGAAGCAGAGUCAAACGAUCCGGUACGAAAAGAAAGAAACCUGGUAUUAAAUUGACGGUGUUAUCUGUGAGCAAUGCGGAAGGACAAUCCAUGACUGUUGAAUGCCAGUUGGACACGAGUAAACAAAAAACCGUUACAUUCAAGUUCGAUAGAGAUGAUAUGGUGCCGCUGGAUAUUGCCAAUAAUCUUAUUGCUGAGAAUCUCCUGCCUCAAACACAAUGCGAGACAUUUGUCGAGCUCAUUGAGGAUAUUGUGAAGCAGCUCAGGUUGGAUCCCACUCGUAGUUUGCCACUGGUGGCUCAUGGACCUCCCGAUCAAUCGGCUGGAGGGAGCCCAGUGACGAGCAGAAGGCCUAGGGACCGGGAUCAUAGUCUCGAUGCAUCUAAGCAGGUCAGACAUGGUUCGCUGACUCGUCAGAGCAGCCAUCGAUCUUCCUACAAAGCUCAUCGUAGGCACCGAUCGAGAGACGAGACUUCGAACUCCUCAGCUUCUUCAAAGAUCCUUCCAAUUGAUCAAAUAAUGUCUCAAAUAACAUCGGCACAAGGGGAUAAGCUCCCUCAAAAUGUUUUCACAUCUGAAGGCCCAAAUACUAAUGAAAACAGCACUUCCGAAGAAAUUUCUCGGCGCUCCUCGACGUCUACCCAAAAUACAGAUACAUUAACUCCCGUCAACGUCCUCAGUGAUUCCAAUGAGAAUUACGAGAGUGUAGGCUCCGAAGAGACCCUGCUCGAAGCCAAUACUAACUUGUUAGAGGACAUUGGAGAGUUUACCUCAAAGGCCAUGUUCCCGGGAACCACGGAAACAUUUUCACAGACUCAAAAAUCUGGCGAAGAACUCUCCCAAGAGGUGAACCAACAAAUGACUGGCCCAGGAUCUGCUGGGGACCCUCAAGAGCUUCCGUCCUUGUCUGGUGAAGAUAUGAAACUAGGAUCAGAGUUGAAACAAAAGCCUCUCCCAAUGCGGAAGAUUUCGAGAUUUCUGGUGAGUCCAGUAGCUGAGCAGAAAUCUAUCUCUGUGGAUUCAGACUCCGUGGUCGUUCACGAAAACAUCGUAACUCCACCACAACCAUUAUUACUUCCUUCUGCUGACCCAUUGCACAUUCAGCAUAUUCAGAAACAAGAAAUAGAGACAAAGACUCUAGAAGUACGAACUGGUGUUGCUGAAUUUAUUCACCAAGAUUCUGUGGGUAAUCAACAAAUUGUCCAGACACAGCAGAUACAGCAACAGCAGCAGCAGAUAAAUCAAUUGCCUGCAAACGCUGCAGUUGUCACACAAACAAAACAGGAAACAGUUAUGGUGGUGCAAACGACUAAUUUACCACAGCCCCCUCAGUUAAUUCAAAACGUCCAGGCUGCUCAGAAUGUUCAGUACCAUCAGAAUACUGGAAUGGUUCAGCAAAAUACUGCAAUUGUUCAUCAAACGGGCAUUCAAACGAAUGAGAAUAUUCCUCAAAUGCAGAAUGUUGCUAAUCAGCAAUAUCACGCAGAAAUAACUCAUACAAUUCAACAACAAAUACUUCAGUCCGAGCAAGGUAUCCAACAGAAUCAGAUGCAUCAGAUGAAUCAAAUGAUUGACAUCAAUCAGAUGCAAAUGCAGCACCAAAUGUCUCAAAACAUCCCUCAACAAUUGGGCCAUGAUCAAAAUCGAAUGAAUCAGCAGCAUCAUCAAAUGCAACAGCAUUUUGUCCAAACAAUGCCACAACAAAUGCAAUCAUCACAGCAGAAUCAGCCUAUUCCACAACAGUAUGUUAUUCUCUCGGGCCCCAUGGCCCCAAUUCAGGGUAGUAACGUAGAAGAUUGGAGCAGAAGGGCUCCUAAUCUAUCUACAGACUCUCAGGGGAAUAUGGAUAUCAGUUGUAUGACUAAUCCGUCAACAUCUCAUCCUUCAACUGAACAAUCAGCUCCAGUGUCUCAUGAACAUCAUUACCAAAAUUUUCAUCAGAAUUUUUCUCAGACAAUUCAGGCACCAGUACAGGAACCUCCUAAAGUCAAAGCUAAAGAGGUAUCUUCAACUCUUCCAGAUCUUGCUCAAAACCUAGCAAAUAUUUUGUCAAAUCCAAAAACAAAAUCAACGACUCCUCAUAAUGCUACACCUCACGAUCAACCGGGUGUUGUUAAUCAACCAACUUUGCCUACUCUACAUUCAGAACAGUAUUUUCAGCCGAUUCAACCUGAAAUCUCUCAACAAAUGCAUACGCAUAUUCAACAGCAGAAUUUUCAAAUUCAACAUCAAAAUUUCCAAGCCAUCAGUCAUCCUCAGAUGCAGGCGCAUGGAAUUCAAAUGCAGGGACAUCCUCAACAGACUGAGAUGAGCAAUCAACACCAACUACAGCAACAGCAGCAACACCAAACGCAAACAUUGUUGCAGCCUGUUAUCCAACAACAACAGCAACAAGCUUUUCCCCAAGAAAUCCAGCAGGUUCAGUGUCAAAUGGAAUUGAAUUUAUUAAAUCAAAAUAUGAUGAUGCAGGGUCAGCGGGUGGUGCCUAACUAUCCAGCGAAUCAAAAUAUACAGCAUGUGAUUCAGCCAGUUCCAGUACAAUACGUAAAACCAGUUCAGACCAUAAUUCAGCAACUACCACCCCAAUUAUCGCUGGAGCAACAAGAUCUGCAGAUGGACCAGCUUCAGCAGAAUCUACAAUUGAGACUUCCAGAGCCGCAUAAAACAGAGACAGAUUCAGCUAUCGAUGUCAGCAGCGUCAGCAGGCGAACAAGUUCUGAUUGUCAAAUGAUGUAUGAGACAGAUACGACCAUUUCUAGUAGAGAUAUCACACCUGAGCACACGAUAAUUGAAUCUUCAGAUUCAGUUCAUCACUCGUUGCCUCAAUCCAUUGUCCAGAAUCAUUACAAGUUGAGUCAACAGAAUUCAUUGGAAAAAUCGACGGAAGUGUCAAGCCCUGGGCCACAGACUAUAGCAGAUCUUCAGCAAAAACUAUCACAAUUGACGAGUCAACCAUCAGAGUCACUCAAUGUUGGAACACCACCAAUAAGUCAUCCGGUGACGCCCCAUGGACUUCCUGGAACUUCUGGACACGAUACGAACCUGCCAGUAGUCCAUAAUAAAGCAAUUUCUAACGUCCCAUCAGUUAAUCCUCCAGUUCAACCAUUGAGUCCAUUAUCUCCUCAAGCAACAGUGCAUUCAGGGCACGUUUAUGUUGAUCCAAAUACUGUCACUGUGACCUCUAAUAUUUCUAAUGCUAAUACCGUUGGGAGUGACGAUCAAGGUUCUCAGUCUGCUGCCAACAUGUCUGAGGGAGUGCCUCUGGAUAGUCCAGUACCAUCAGGAUCAACAGGAGAGACUAUGUGUAGUCCCAGUAAAGAGAAUGUCAAGAACGUCAGAGCUCCAAGGCCCAGUUCUAGACUACAAGAAUUGGAACAAGAGCUUGCUAAAAUCCAUCAUAAAUGCACAGGACUUCCUACGUCUUCUCCCCAGCCCUUGACCCCUCCAAUGACUGGUGUACAAGGGAUUUCCACUGGAAGUGGUCAGUUACCCCUUCAAUCGUUACCUCAAUCUCUCCUUACUCCAGUAAUUCCAAUAUCUGCAAUUCCUGUCGGCACAGUGGCCCCAUGCGUUGUUUCCAGUAACUCUGGGUCCGAUACUCCAGUGCAUACGGAAUUGCCAACGGAUACUGGGGCACAGAAUCAGCCAGUGAGAAAGGUUUCAAGGUUUAUGGUAUCUAAAGUAUCUGGACCACCACCUGGGGAAGGAUCAGCGGGUGUUCAGGGGCAGGUGGUUGAUGUGCAAAAGCAAACGACAGCGCAGGAAACAUUGGGACACCAUUACGUCGAUGAGUUUCAGCAACAAGGACCUGCGGUAGUGCUGCAAAGCCGAGAAGGUUCGAUGCCCCCAGGGCCAUCGAUUCAGUUAGGAUUAUCCAUUGAGAUGGAGAAAGACGAGAGGAAGCAGCUUACGCCCAGUGAUGAGUAUCAAAUGCUGAUCAAGAGGCAGACCCUAGAGCUGGAGUGUUUACAAAGAAGACAUAGGGAGGAGCUGGAGCGAUUUCAACAACAUCAGCUACAACUCCUAAUCCAAAAACAGCAGCAAGCCAGUGCCAUUGCACAUCAUCAACAUCAUCCUCUCCUCUAUCACACAGUGGCGACAACUGUACCCUCUAGACCUCAUGGAAUGGAGGAUUACCUGAUGUUCAGUACAGCUCCACAAGCCUCAUUCCGUCGAAUUUCAGGGUACGUUCCAGAUACGGAUGAAACACUUCGGUUAGCAACGCAGAAGCUCAAGCAAGCCAGUCAACCGGCCUCCAGCAUAUCUCAUGCUUAUGUUAUUCCUAUUCCGGUGAUGCCUGAAAGUUCUCACAAGCCCUUUGCUAUUCAGGAAAACGAGAGCAUCGGAAGCACCAAUGGCCCAACAAUCUCUCAUCCUGGAUAUCAAUUCACUUCCAUAAUCCCUGACGGUGCAAGUGUCACUACGGGGAAGGGCUCGAUUGUACAGGCAACUCCUCUAUCAAGUUCGACAAGCACUGCUGGAGUUAGCAGUGCUGGUGGUGCUCCUGGUUAUGUACACUAUCACGAUUCACAUUCUGCUAAUUUCCAAACUUUCAGUUAUACUCCUCAUGGGGGGUUUUUCCUGCCUCCUGGGUAUCGACUUGUUUAUGCCCCGCCUGACACUUCACAGUCACAGCCGGAGACACCGGCUACGCCGCACCCUAGUGGUUCUCAUGACGGAACACCACCUGGAGAGCCCCAGGGACAUGAUAAUGUACAGGGAAAUAAUAGUGAACAGUGAAAAUUUAUAGAAUAAUCUAUGGAGUUUAUGGAAGAUAGAGAUUUUUUUAUGUUCAAAACCUGAUGAAGAAAGUAAAUGCGACACAUCUUUCCAUUCACUUCUAUCUCAUUACAGUCAACUGAUUCUGUUCUGCUGUGAUUCAAUACGACAGAAUUAAUAGCCUUAUUUGCACAUUUAUCUCGGGAUUCAUUGAUUUUAGUGACAAAGUCCAGAGAACGUUCUUUUUGUGAAUUUUUCACGUAAUAACGGCUCUUAUCCAUUUAUUUAGACUCAUUUAUUAACCAGAGAACUUCAUUCCUAAAAUGAAAAAAAAAAAUGACUUCUUACGCGACAUAUUUUACGGAAUUUCGUUUGAUUGUGUGAUUACAUCCACAAAAUACAGCGAAUCUUAGUAAAAUUAUGAUAUUUUAUAUUUCCAGAGCUAUACAAUUAUUCGGAAAAGUAUUUCAUAAGUAAUAAAUUGAAUAUUUCCUUAAUGUGCUUUCAUCCUUCGUUGACAAAUGUUCUUCUCAAACGUGCCACUGUUAAAAAAAUACAGAAUCAUGAGAGAAGAAAUAGUGAAAUGGUAUAAUUCGUCAGAUGGGGAAGUUGCAGAGAGAAACAUAGAUUUUAAUUAUAUAAAAGAAUUAGCUCGAAACGUUCGCACGUGAUAUAUAUAUUUGUAAUUGAAUUGUGUGAAAUGAUUACAUGUUGGCUUUAAUGUCAGAAAAAAAAACCGAAUGACGAGCAUUUUCCAAUUGUAAACGGUUGAUCAAUGAAUUUGCCUGUUUAUUCUUUCUCGAAAAAAAAAAAAAAAAAAAAUUGAUGAAUUAGUUUCUUUUUUCAUUUCCAAUUGAAAGAAGGAAUAAUCCAUGAUUUUGUGCAGGCCUCAACUAGUCCUUACGAUCGUAAUGGCUGAUGAAUAAUUUGCCAUUAUCCUCGGAGAAAUAAAAAUGUAAAUGUAAAAGUUUUUAAAAAUGGAGUAACGAAUGCUUGAUAGAUUUUAUUUAUCUUGAGAGCUAAUUAAACGUGUGCAAGUGAUGAUAAUGUUUUUUUUUAAUGAGUGCAAGAUAAAAGUGUGAUUGAGAAGGAUUAAAUAUAGUCACUGUUAUGCUUUAAUGUAUUUUCUAGCAAUUUAAAAAACUACUUCAAUUAAAGAA
This is a messenger RNA of Diachasmimorpha longicaudata, 11121 nucleotides long. RefSeq names its product serine/threonine-protein kinase Wnk (gene Wnk). Gene Ontology annotation, molecular function: protein serine/threonine kinase activity; potassium channel inhibitor activity; ATP binding. NCBI's taxonomy places the organism in Eukaryota, Metazoa, Arthropoda, Insecta, Hymenoptera, Braconidae. Bases 635 to 9982 code for a protein of 3115 amino acids. The record is from RefSeq and is a predicted model, not a curated record. Gene Ontology annotation, biological process: protein phosphorylation; monoatomic ion homeostasis; intracellular signal transduction. Gene Ontology annotation, cellular component: cytoplasm. The transcript is spliced from 8 exons.